Messenger RNA from Schistosoma margrebowiei, 1634 nucleotides. The record is from the annotation of a GenBank genome assembly. Lineage: Eukaryota; Metazoa; Platyhelminthes; Trematoda; Strigeidida; Schistosomatidae.
AAUAAAUAUAUAAUCGUUUAAUAGACUGAUUUCUAGUCAUGACUUUUCAUACAUAAAUUCGUUAUUUGGCUGACAAUAAUCUAGUGUAUCAUAGUGAAAAUGACAGAGAAAAAAGCUGUGAUUAAGAAUGCUGAUAUGUCAGAAGAAAUGCAAGCUGAAGUAGUGAAAAUUUGUGUUGAAGCAUUGGAAACAUAUAACAUUGAGAAGGAUAUUGCUGCUUUUAUUAAAAAAGAAUGCGACAAAAGAUACAAUCCAACCUGGCAUUGCAUAGUUGGCAGAAACUUCGGCAGUUUGUUUCUGGUUCUGUAUACGUUUUUUAUGUGGGUAUAGUUUAAGAUAGGUCAGUAAACCGUAAGUAGUUAGUUCGAACCCAUUUACGAUUUAACAUGUCAUCGUCAUUCAAUAAUGAAUAGCUCAAUAUACUCAUGAAAAGUUAUUUUGGAAUUGAUGAACUUAUAAAAUAUUUUAGAAACCGGAUUAUUUGUCACUUGAUGGUGCAUAAUAUUUGAAAACUUACUUGGGCCUGUUUUACUAGUUAUUGAUUCUCUUAGUGACAUUUCGUUCAAUUAUCAUCUCGUUACCUAAGAUUGCGCUAAAAUAUUAGCGUUGCAGAGAUGGACAAAAGUGGUAUGAGUAGAAAUAAGACCAAACUAAGGACGCAUUACCAGUCAUUCUUGUUUGAACUCGUUAUAAGCAUCUGUAGUCUCGCUUUGUAAUCCUUAAUUCAUUUAUGUUCUCAGUUGUGUUUCUUCUAAUAGAUUAUAAUUUUUUUGUAAAUAAAUGACCCCACAGUUAUUCUCUUGGGUGUUACAAUGUAUUAUUGUUUUAGCAUUUAAUUAGCCACUAACCAAUUUUAGUUUAGCAUGUCUCACCAUAUCCCCUAAUACUUCCUGUUAGUACAUAAUGUGGUGGUAGCGAGUAAUUACAUCCUAUUUAGUCUAUAAAUUUGUCGUGUUUCGAACGAUGAAACGAAUAUAUUCCUUCUAAUAUAAGAAAACGAACCUUUACUGUCAGAUCAUUUUGUUAUGUCCCCACUUAACUAGUAAUUUGACCUAAAGGACAUAGGUCAUGUUUUAGUUUUACCUUUGUCUCAACCUUGAAACAUUUUGUUAUUAAACAGGAAUAAUCCAAUCGCUAACUAUUUUUGCCUUGAACUAAGAUUGGUUGACAAUUAAAGUAAUAAGAAUCUAGUAUUAAGCCGGUUUCAAUAGCAUUUCCUCAUCCAGAUGGUUGGUACUUUAUUUGACCGGUUCUUUAAAAACCGUUAGUAGACUAUCAAAAUUUAAAAACGGGUUAAUUGAAGUUGUCAGUAUGUAAUGUGCUAUUAAAAAAAAUUAACAUAUCAGUUAAUCUAUAAACCAGUUAUUUAGUUUUCGAAAUGUCUGAUGGCUAAUAUCACUCGGACUCAUUAUUUUUGCUUCUUUUGCAGCUACGUGACCCAUGAAACCAAACAUUUUAUCUACUUAUACCUUGGACAGGUCGCAAUUCUUGCUUUUAAAUCUGGAUGAUUGAUUUUUAUAACCUAUACAUAAAAUCCUAAAUUAAUUGUUUCUUUUUUACUAUCUUUGUCGUAUCGACCAGUUGUCUUACGUCUAAAUAAGUCAGAUAAAAAUCAAUAGAAUUAUUAAACUAGA